AUGCAUCAGCGCGGGCGCCGAAUUGGUAUAGUGCCAAGGCGGCCCCCAGUUCUUACGGAGAAUGCACACUGCGUUGCACUGAAGGACGCGAGUUCCAAUAGGGGCGACACGGGAAAUCCUAGGGGCGUGAAGCGCUUAUAUGCUGACGACGAAGAAGGAGGAGCCUUUUUAUGGGGGUGUAGCGUGGCAACUACAAAUGACCAAAAUGGAGUUCAGAAGCUGCUUGAAAGGGGUGAUCCAAUGCCUCCCAUUGUGGAGCGGCAACUCGGUAGCAGUUGUUUGAUCUCGGAAAGUCCUUUCCGUAAAAUCAUUUGUCAUCCCGAUUCAGACGGCGCUGAGGAGGCCGAAAUUCGUGCGGAGAUUCUGAAUGGCGUCCGCCAGCUACUUCGAGAUGAAUCGGAGGUUGAUUGCCUUGUACGGCUGUGCGCUCUUCUAAAGGAAAAGAAUACUGCGUUACUAGAGCGUGCUAUUCACCGCAGAGGCGUUGCAGAAUGCGCAGAAUUGCUUGAGGAAACUUUGCAAAUCGAAGCCAGUGGCGGAAUGCUGACAAAGGAUGGACGUCGUCGCACGCCAGGAGGCGUCUUUUUGCGUCUUCUACAGGACAGGAUUCCUCGAGAAGACAAGCGAUUUAUAUGGGAUGAGCAGAACAGGGAGCAGAGGAGGCUUAAGCGGCAGCGGAUUCGCAGACAAAGAACUGCAGAAGCGGACGUGUGGUCACACACAGAGCGCACGGAGACAGCUGUGUCGUCAGCACCAACCCUGCAUGAAACCUCGCUGACAGAGUGCGAGGAGCGAGAGCCUGGAGAGCUUGAUGAUGCUGAAAUCCGUGCUCUUGACGAACAGUUAAAGUAG
Eimeria mitis is the source of this 852-nucleotide messenger RNA. RefSeq lists its product as uncharacterized. The record is from RefSeq and is a predicted model, not a curated record. Gene Ontology annotation, biological process: snRNA export from nucleus. The transcript is spliced from 3 exons. Lineage: Eukaryota; Apicomplexa; Conoidasida; Eucoccidiorida; Eimeriidae. The coding region runs from base 1 to 852 and encodes 283 amino acids.